AUGGCCAGCCGUCGAACUCGUGAAACUCCGGCAGAUGCAGCGGCACAUUCAACUGCUGAAAAGCCUCCCGUUGAUUCCGAUGUGACACCUGCAGUUCCCACACAUGUGAUCCUGAAGCUAUUAGGGUUCUCCGUGGCGAUGGUCUCGACCCCCCUUGGCAUGUACUUCGCCAUGAGUGCCUUCGGCAUGAGCUCAACAUUCUCGGGUAUUUCUGCUGCGAUCAUGGCCAAUGUCAUCUUGUUCUUGUACAUCUACGUGGCAUGGCAGGAGGACCAAGAGGAGAGAGAAGCCCUGGCCGCCAAAAAGGCGAAGAAGGCGCAGUGA
Aspergillus terreus NIH2624 is the source of this 324-nucleotide messenger RNA. RefSeq names its product vacuolar ATPase assembly integral membrane protein VMA21. Bases 1 to 324 code for a protein of 107 amino acids. Gene Ontology annotation, biological process: vacuolar proton-transporting V-type ATPase complex assembly. Gene Ontology annotation, cellular component: endoplasmic reticulum membrane. The record is from RefSeq and is a predicted model, not a curated record. The transcript has 3 exons. Lineage: Eukaryota; Fungi; Ascomycota; Eurotiomycetes; Eurotiales; Aspergillaceae.